This is a messenger RNA of Racocetra persica, 477 nucleotides long. The record is from the annotation of a GenBank genome assembly. Lineage: Eukaryota; Fungi; Glomeromycota; Glomeromycetes; Diversisporales; Gigasporaceae.
CGUGGUCAAAAUUAGAGUCAGUGAUUGGUAUGGAUGUUAAAUCGCAGCAGAUGUUAUCUUUACAUAGUAAUCCUAUAUCGCAGUCUAAAUCAGAGUUGCAACGGUCACCUACUAAACAGGGCACACAGGAAGAGCAGAUGUUAUUUUUACAUAGUAAUCCUAUAUUGCAGUCUACAUCAGAGUUGCAAGGGCCACCUGCAAAACAGGUCGGCGCACAGGGAGAAAUACAACGUCCUUUACUACAAGUUAAUCCUCUAUCGCAAUCACUAUUAUUAUUACAACGUAGCGGUAGUAUGCAGAUGUUAUCUUCACAUGUAAAUCUUAUAUCACAGUCUACAUCAGAACUGCAAGGUUCACCCGCUAAACAGUCUGGCGCACAGAGAGAAAUACAACUUCCUUUUCUACAAGUUAAUCCUUUAUCGCAAUCACUUUCAAUAUUACAAAUUGAGCCUUCUGGGACAGGAGAAGCAGAAAAAG